AUGGUAACUGCUGUGUUUUGUGUAGUUGGUUGGGGUUCUGCUGCUUCUGCAGACUGUGCUGUUCUUGCUAGGUUGUGUGUGUUUUGCAGCUGGUUGGGUGUAGCUGUGCUGUUGGGUAUGCUACUUAACACUGGUUUGUUUGUUCAACUUGAUAUGUUCUUCUUCAGCCCUUCCGUUAAGCUGGUGCAGACUGAGCACAUUUUGACUGCUGUUGGUUUUGGGCAAAAAUUCUCUUGGAAUCAAAGGCAUUGUCGUUGUGAAAUAUAUUUAACAAUGGAUCAAAAUUGGAUGAACUUCCCUAGAGGGUCAGAAGGUUUUAAAGCUGCUUUGAAUAUUUUUCUUGAUGGUUAUUUUGCAAAGGAUGCUAUUGGAGGACAAACCUUUUGCCCUUGUAAAAAGUGUUCUAGGCGUUUUUGCCAUUCUAGAGACGUCAUUUAUGAUCAUUUGAUUGUUGACGGAUUUGUAAAGGGAUUCAGGGAGUGGGUCGUUCAAAGGGAAGCAUCUUCAUCUACAAGUAACGAUAUGUCUGGAAUUAAUGAUCAAAAUACAUAUGAUGAUAUCGAUGGUUUAUUACAUGAUACUUUUAUUGAGGUGGAAGAAGGUUUAGAUGGAGAUCAAGGUGUUCCAAGUGAGCCAAAUGAGGAGGCUAGAAAGUUUUAUAAGCUAGUAGAAGAAGGGAAGCAAGAGCUUUAUCCGGGUUGUAAAACUUUCUCAAUGUUAUCCUUCAUAAUCCGUUUAUUUCUCUUCCAGGUCCUUAAUGGCUUAAGCAAUGCGGCCUUUGGGGAUCUCUUAGAGUUAUUAAGAGAGGCGUUUCCUAUGGCUCGACUUCCAAAAUCCUAUAACGAAUCUAAGAAUAUAAUCAAGGAUUUGGGUCUUGAUUAUAAAAAGAUACAUGCUUGUCCCAACGAUUGCAUUCUUUACAGGAAGGAGUAUGAAGGAGCUGAUGUUUGUCCCAAGUGUGAAACAUCAAGGUGGAAGUCUAAGAACGUCCCUGCAAAGGUUUUGAGGCAUUUUCCUUUGAAGCCUAGACUCCAAAGACUUUUCAUGUGUUCUAAAACAGCUGAGUCAAUGGUUUGGCAUGAUAAAGAGCGAACAAAAGAUGACAAAAUUAGACAUCCAGCAGAUGCACAAUCUUGGAAGGACUUUGAUGAGACGUAUCCUGACUUUAAAAAGGAACCAAGAAAUGUUCGACUAGCUCUUGCCAGCGAUGGAUUUAAUCCAUUUCGAACUAUGAGUGUUGCUCAUAGCACAUGGCCUGUUGUGUUGAUUAAUUAUAACCUUCCACCCUGGUUUUCUAUGAAACCUGAAUAUUUUAUGCUGUCUUUGUUAAUUUCGGGCCCUAAGUCUCCUGGAAAUGACAUAGAUGUUUAUUUGCAACCGUUGAUUGAUGAACUGAAGGAAUUAUGGGAGUAUGGGGUUGAGACAUAUGAUGCAUUUAAAAAGCAAUCAUUUCAAUUGCAUGCUGCUUUAAUGGGGACGAUAAAUGAUUUCCCGGCUUACGCUAUGUUAUCUGGAUGGUCUACUAAAGGAAAUUAUGCAUGUCCUAAUUGUAACCAUGAUGUGACACCGAAAUAUUUGCCUCACAGCAAAAAAAAUUGUUAUAUGGACACCCGUAGGCUUCUUGAUGCAAGUCAUCCAUGGCGAAAGGAUAAGAAAUCAUUUAAUGGAGAAACAGAGGAUAGGUGUGGACCUUCUCCGUUAUCAGGCACUGACCUAGUAAAUGAGUUAGAGAACUUUGUAAAUGAUUUCGGGAAACCAAAGAAAGGUGGAGGAAGUAAAGGUCCAUGGAAAAAGAAACCAGCUUUUCUUCAAUUGUCAUAUUGGCCUAAUAUCAAAUGUCGUCAUAAUCUUGACGUCAUGCAUAUUGAGAAAAAUGUUUUUGACAAUAUUGUUGGCACGUUGUUAGACAUUCCAGGAAAGUCUAAGGACCACAACAAUGCGCGUCUUGAUUUAGUGGCCCUUGGCCUAAAGCCACAUCUCCACCCUUAUCUUUCUGAUGAUGGCAACCACAUGUUAUUUCCACCGGCACCUUAUACAAUGGGUAAUGAAGAGAAGGAUUUGUUCCUUAAAGUUAUUAAAGAAACAAAGUUACCUUCUGGGUAUGCAUCGAAUAUAGGGAGAUGUGUACAAGUUAAAGAAAGAAAGUUUGCUGGUUACAAAACUCAUGAUGCACACGUUGUGCUUCAUCACUUGCUUCAAGUUGCUGUUAGAAAAACAUUGCCAAAAACUGUAGCAGUACCUUUGAUUAGAUUGGGUAAUUUUUUUCGGGGUAUAUGUAGUAAAAUUGUCGAUCUUAAAGAAUUAGAUAGAUUAGCAUCUGAAGUGGUUGAUGUAAUUUGUCAAUUCGAAAUGAUAUUUCCUCCUGCUUUCUUUGAUAUUAUGAUGCAUUUACCCGUUCAUUUAGUAGAGGAAAUCAAAUUUGGUGGACCUGUGCAAUAUCGAUGGAUGUACUUUAUUGAGAGGUAUCUUGGUAGGUUGAAGUCAUAUGUCCGAAAUAGGAGUAACCCCGAAGGAAGCAUAGCAGAAGGGUAUAUGAUGGAAGAAUGCUUGACUUUCAUUUCUCGAUAUUUACGUGAAGGUGUAAACACUAGACUGGACAGAAGAUGUGCUAGGAAUUUCGGGGUGGCUGAUAGGGAUGAGGAAUCAUCUAUUUUUCCUAAGAUAGGAUAUCCUCCUGGAGGAAAAGGGAAAAGAAAAGGGAAGGGAUUUACUUUGGAUUUUCAAAGUUUGAAGCAAGCUCAUAGAUAUAUCAUCUUCAAUUGCGGCGAUGUUACAGUGGAAACUUAUAUCAAAGAACACCAAACUUGGGUGAAUAGCCAGGGUCGAAAGCGUAGAUGGGAUACCGCACAAAGUCAUAGUAGAGAUUUUAUUGUUUGGUUUCAGGAAAAGGUUCAAAUGGAACAAGUUAAUGGUGACAUUUUUUGGUUGUCUAAGGGUCCUAAUCCUAAGGCCAGGAGGUACACUGGAUAUUGUAUUAAUGGUUAUAAGUUUUACACAAGAGAGCGCGACUCAAGAGUAAAGACGCAAAACAGCGGAGUCACUUUAACAGCCUUGACUUCAAGUUUUGCUAGCUCAAGGGACCGAAAUCCUGUAGAUGGAGAUGUUACCUACUAUGGUGUUAUAGAAGAAAUUAUUGAAUUAGACUUUUGGUCUCAAUUCAGUGUUGUGUUAUUUAAGUGUGAUUGGUUCCUUGGUGAUGUCGAUGAGUGUGGGCUUACAUAUGUCAAUUUCAAGAAGAAAUGUUCCAAAGAUGAUCCUUUUGUAUUGGCUUCUCAAGUUCAACAAGUUUACUUCUCCCAAGAUCCAGUUGAAAAUGAUAUUCAGUAUGUUAUGCAGGAUGUUCCAAGAGAUCUUUUUGAUUUUGAGGAAGAGCUUAAUAAGGAAACAUAUUGGGAGGAUCCUGUUGAUUUCAAUUGUAAUGGCAUGCCUCAUGUUGAUGCAAAUGAUAUUCAUGCAAGAGCCGGUGGUGAAGUACGAUCUAUAAACAUAAGUGAUUUGUUAGAUGUUCCGGCCGAGCCUGAAGUUGACUCUGACCAUGAUGAUACGGAUUGGGAUUGGAUGCUUGCUAUUGAGGAUAUCCCGAUUCCUGAGUCAUAG
This is a messenger RNA of Spinacia oleracea (spinach), 3597 nucleotides long. RefSeq lists its product as uncharacterized. The record is from RefSeq and is a predicted model, not a curated record. Bases 1 to 3597 code for a protein of 1198 amino acids. NCBI's taxonomy places the organism in Eukaryota, Viridiplantae, Streptophyta, Magnoliopsida, Caryophyllales, Amaranthaceae. The transcript is spliced from 5 exons.